Messenger RNA from Erigeron canadensis, 816 nucleotides. RefSeq lists its product as uncharacterized. The record is from RefSeq and is a predicted model, not a curated record. Lineage: Eukaryota; Viridiplantae; Streptophyta; Magnoliopsida; Asterales; Asteraceae. Bases 1 to 816 code for a protein of 271 amino acids. The transcript has a single exon.
AUGUCCGAAGACGGCGGCUCUGGUUCUGGAGCUUCUGGGGCCGAACUUGCCAUUCAAUUGGCUAAUCUGUUAAAAACAAACAUCACCCAACAACAAUCACAAACACCAAAACUGUCAGAUAAUCUGCAGAUUAACCUCAAACUUAACAACCAUAACUAUCCCUUAUGGACUCGUAUGAUGCGAGUCGCAAUAGGCGGUAAGUCAAAAACUUUGCUAUCUCAUUUAUCAAAAGAACCACCAGAAUCCACAAAUGAAGCAUACGAAACAUGGGAACAGGAAGAUCUAAUCGUGUUCUCGUGGUUGAUUCAAAACAUAGAACCGGUGAUUGCCGGUAAUCUGACAGAAUAUCCCACAGCUAAAUCUUUAUGGGAUGCUUUGACAACCACUUACAGUAGCGGGAAAGACAAGCUGCAGAUUUUUAAUCUACAUGUUAAGGCAAAUGAAUUAAAACAAAGUGAAAAAACUCUCGAAGAGUUCUGGAUAGCCCUACAAGGUGUAUGGGGUGAAAUCGAUAGAAUCGAUCCGAAUCCCAUGACAUGCGCCGAAGAUAUAAAAACGUAUUCAAGGGUCCGAUCUGAACAAAAGCUGUUCCAAUUUCUCCAUGGAUUAGAUCGAAAAUUCGAUCCGAUUAAAAGAGAAAUCCUCCGUCUCGACACCCUGCCAUCGGCAGAAACUGCCUACGCCACUGUUCGUAAGGAAGCUGCUCAUCAAAGCAUUUUAGGAACGAGUUACACCGAAAACCAGGGCAUCGCAACCGGACUCGUUGCCGAUCAGACAGGGCAUCGGAUUAGCCACAAAGAGCUAUCGCCGGAAUGA